Messenger RNA from Zingiber officinale, 1287 nucleotides. RefSeq lists its product as uncharacterized. Bases 62 to 1102 code for a protein of 346 amino acids. The record is from RefSeq and is a predicted model, not a curated record. The transcript has 8 exons. Lineage: Eukaryota; Viridiplantae; Streptophyta; Magnoliopsida; Zingiberales; Zingiberaceae.
GUCCUUUGGUUCGGCGAUUCGGAUAGGAUCAAUUUGGCGCCGUCUGUCACUUGAUAUUAUCAUGGCAGAGCAGCAGGCUGUGGCACCCCGUGGCCACAAAGUCCUUACCGUUGUCGGGGACUCGUUCACUCCGGAAGGGCACAGAGUUGCCACAUAUAUCACUGCAAAAUUUAAGGAACGAGUUAGCGCGUCUGGUACUACAUGGAGGCAUGUAGACCAGGAGAUGAAGCUAUUUUAUUAUAAUAAAUUUGUGAAACGAUAUACAUGGGUGGACGGGCAAGAAGAUCAAUUUAAAGCUACAUGGAAUACUUAUUGUGCCAAACUCUACAGAGAUCAUAUGUAUUACAUGAGAAAGAAGGGCACUAGGCCUGCGUAUGUUUCGGAGGCGAUAUGCAGUGCAUGGACGACCGCCUGGGCUACAGAAAGGUGGCAAGCUAAUGCCGAAAAGGCAAAAGCAAAUAGGAAUACAGAGCCAGGUGGCCCGAGUACCGGAACCGCUCGGCAUACGUCAGGAUCCAGAUCUAUUGUUGAGCAUACCAUUGAUCUGGAACGUGAGCUUGCCCGACAGCCUACAUGUAUGGAGAUUUUUCUGAAGACCCACAAGAAGAAGGAUGGGUCAUUUGUUGAUUCUCGAUCUCAAACUCUACAUCAAGAAAUGACAGAACGGGUGGCUCAGGCAUCUCAGCCAUCAGCAGUGGGUGGAGAGUCACAGUCUUUAUCCACCGACGAUCUAAAUGAGAUAUAUUAUGAUGUUGUCGGUGGAAGGACAAAAAAUUCCACCCUCUACGGCCUUGGCUCUCAGGCCAAAGUGGCAUUUGAUCGUCUGAGGAAUCCAGUAGGUUGUGCUAGUUCCUCUUCUUCUGGUGAGAUGCAGUCUUUAAGACGUGAAAAUCAAGAACUGCGGUCUCAACUGAAAUCAAUGGAUCAGAGGAUGGCUGAUAUGGAUCAGUGGAGAGCUGAUGAGGAGAAGAAGAGAGCUGAACGUGACAAGAGUAAUGAAGAUCUCAUGGCCCAAAUGCGGGCAAUCGUGGCUUCUUUCACCCAAGCAUCACAGGGAUCUGAGUCACAGGAGACUCAAGAUCCAUCAGAUGGUGGUCGUUAGCUUUUUGAGGAGUCACGUUCAGUCAUAUAUACAUAUUGGCUCUUCACUACAUCAUUUGCUCACUUUUUGUUCAGGAUUUUCUCUAUGAUUUCCCGUUCUUGUAUUAUUGGGACUACAUUUUAGUUCGGUAUGUGUUAUGUAAACUUGAUUUUAGAUAUGGAUAUGUGAAGAAUAUAUAUUCUGUA